Vitrella brassicaformis is the source of this 4782-nucleotide messenger RNA. NCBI's taxonomy places the organism in Eukaryota, Vitrellaceae. The record is from the annotation of a GenBank genome assembly.
UUAUUAUCAUGAAUGAAAGGCAUGGCAUGAGCAAUAGGUCAACCAAGCUACAUCACAUUGAGACAACUUGACAAAUGAUCCACCCAUCCGUCCAUCCGUCCAUAUCCCACACAUGUACACGCGCACACAUCACAUGCAUCACGUCCAUGUCAUACACGGCACGGCACGCAGCAAGAGUGAGUGACUAGCUGGGCUAGCUACACCUGACGUACUGACAUCCUCACCAGAUAGGUACCUGCAGUGCUGGGUGGGUGUUGUGGACACAAAACAUUCACUCAUGAGUGGCGUGCAAGCAGAGAACAAGAAGAAAGAGAGAAGACACCCGACACCAUUAUGACACACACACGCACAUGCGCGGCCACUGACGGCAUGUGCGUGGUGGGGGCGGGAUGUCGGGGAGUCUCCAUCACCUGCGAGACGGCCAUUGAAUCGUAGCCUGCGGCCGGUAAAAGGGCGCAGCGGCGAUUCAUCGGCCAUCUCCCGUAGGGACACAGAGCCCCCCACACCAUUCCCAGCCCUCGCCCAUCCCAUCAGCUGGGGCAAAACUCUCGUCACCAAUCAACCAAUCAAGACAUUUCCUUGCACCCGUGUAUGCAGCCAGCCAUGCAUCACCCCUCUGCACAACAGACAGCGCCGCCCUCUGUAUCUAUACGACGGACGGACGGAUGAGCUAGCUAGCUACAGACGUACACGCACAGACAGUCACGCCUGUCGGUUCUUCUUGCUCGCAGACCUCGUCGCCUGACACGUUCACACACACGGUCACAAAUGGAUCCUCACGCAAUGCCGCCCGUGUCGCUUACCAUUCCGCCAGAGGAAGGCCUCUCCCUCUUGACGCUACUGACCCUCUCAGACUUCACUCCAUCACCACUUGGAGCCGAGGCUGGGGCCGGCGCUGAGGGCCUCUCGGCCGCACUACCACCACCACCACCAUCUGCAGCAGCAGCAGAUGAAGGCCCAGAUGGCGCCCCACUGUGCUGACUCGCUGCCGCUGCAGGCGGGUAGAGAGGGGAGAACUUGGCCUGCAGCCUGGAUGCCUCGUCUCGGUCGACGUUCGUCCAGUCGCCCCUCCGGCUGGCGGGCUGGCUCUCAGCGCCACCACCAAACUUCUCCCCCUGAGCGGCCGACGCCACAGCCAGCAGCUCCUGCGCGCCUUCCGUCGUCCUCGGAACGAUCUGCGGCUGCUGCUGCUGGCCGGGGAUUGCCUCUGGCUUUGGCCGGGGAUUGCCACCGUCUGGGAAGACGGAGACAGACAGGGGGCGGGGGAGGGGGUGGGGAUGGGACGGCUUCUGGUGUAGUGGUGGUGGUGAUGGUGAUGCUGCCGGGGCCGCCCCAGCCGCAGCAGGCUCUUGUCUGUCGUCGCAACCGCCGACGCGGUGUCGAGCCUGUACCAUGAUGACGUGGGGGUUGGGACUGGUGCUAGUCUCGGCGGUUGGUUUGUGGUCUUGGUCGUCAAAGUCUUUGAGGCGAUCGGCUUCGUUCUCAUCGUCUUGUGCCUGCUGCUGGUCUGGCUGCUGCUGAGAUGGGGCGGCGUUGGUGUUAUUGUUGGGUUUUCUCCGCUGUGCAAUGGGCAGCAUCAGCUCGAGCAGCGACAUGCGCCACCGACCGAGGGCUGCGGGGAAGGGAGGGAACAGACAGACAGGGGAGAGAAAGAACACACGAGGCGAUGGGGUGAGGUGAACAGGCAUGCCGCGUGACAUUCAUGACUUACCGUCGGUGCAUAUCUCUGCGAAGUUCUUUUGCGGCAGGGUGAUGUCCAGGUCUCUGAGGCAGCACACACACACACACACACUCAGGAAGGAGGCCUACCUCGAGAGCGGUGUGCGUGAGUACCUACCUCAGUGCCCAUAGCUCAUAUCCCUGCGGUUCCCUCCCAUUGCCGUUCCUGCCGCCAUUCCCAUUCCCAUUGCCUCCCCCAUGAUGCAUCGCGUCACCUCCCUCGCCCUCCUCCUCACCGGCCUUGCCCCCACCACCGUUGCCAUCCACCUCACCACCUCCUCCUGCUGCUGCUGCUGCUGCUGCUGCGGCAGCACUACCACCAUCAGCCCCCGUAGGCGCCCCAUCCUGUGCCUCCAGGCCGCUCGCGGCGGCCGGUGGCUCAUCAUCCCUCUCCUCUGUCUCCAUCCCCUCCUCGUCUGCUGCACCGUCGUCCUGUCCUUGCUGCUGCUGUUGGUCUCUCUGCUCGGACGGUCCCGCCUCUUCUUCUUUUCCCUGCUGGUCGUUGAGCGUGGCGCUUGGCGGGGGAGGGGAGGGAGAGGGGAUAGGCGUGGAGGCCAUCCCCUGCGGGGGCGACUCGGAGGGUGGCGGGCCAGCCAGGCUGCUCAUGCUCGCCACAUCCUCGGUGGAAGAUAUCCGCUGGAUGUAGUUGAAGUGAAAUGUCCGCAGGAGCCCCAGCAAGCGACGGUGAUUGGCGUGCGGCUGGUGACUCGUGGUGGUGCCUGCGCCUGUGCCUGUGCCUGCUGGUGGUGGGGUGGCGGCCGUGUCUGUGGCGCUGGCUGGGCCGCUGCUGCUGUCUCCCGUCUCGCUCGCACCAACGCCACUGGACUCAGAGAGAUCCUUGCUGGCCGCAGGGGCCAGGGAGAGAGAGAGAUCCACAGACUCGACGGGCGACAUUGGCGCACGGAUGAGCAGAUUCCUGAACGAACAGACAGAUAAUACAGUGGGUCGAGGGACGGCUUCGGCACACACACGUGAGUACCCACCCGAUUCCUGAGUCAAUGGCUUUGGCGAUGGCGCCCGCCAUGAGGAAUGAGCCGAGAGCCUGCCCCUCGACGGCAGCUAUGAUGAUCUCCAUCAGCCCCCAUGUCGACGAGUGGGUGCGGGCCUCCUCCACACCUGGUGCACGCCCCUGCAGUGCACAUGACAUGCACACAACACAGACAGACACACGCGGGGUGCGUGCGCAUUCAAGAGAGAGGGAGAGUGUGUGUGUGUGUGUGUGCGCGUGUGUGUGUGUGUACCUGCACGAGGCUCCAGCACGUGUGUUGUGCCUCCGGGCUGGAGUCGACAGUGCAGAAGCCGACGAGCGUGGAGGUGCCCUGGCUGAAGUUGAGCUGUUUGGCGGUGAGGACUACGAUGGUGUUGUCACGGUUGUUCCUCCACUUGUCCAACACCUUGCGCGAGUACCACAGGGGCAGCCACGUGCUGCACCACACACGCGCGCAGAUACGAACAUGGUGCAGUCAGUCAAUGCUUUCAUUUCAUCUGUGUCUGCGUGUGUGUGUGCGUGUGUCGGAGUGACGUACGUGACAUGUGGGAGGCCGCAGAUCUGUUCGAGCAUGGAGCGGAUCUCUGACCUGUGCUGAGGAGUCACCGCCUCAGCCUGGAUGGAAACACACACACACACACACACAGGAUCGAUCACACAAACAAACGUACACACACCGCACCGCCACUCUCACUCACGUCUCUCUCCGCUUUGUGUGAGUGUAGCGCUGCGUCAGUCAACCACAUACUUACUUUGUCAAUGGAGAGGUGGGUCUGCUGCACGAGGCUGUCCCUGAAGUGCUGGAACAGCGUCGGCUGCGCCGGCCGCGGCAUCGAAUGGUACCCGCCGAUGCCGCGCUGGGACUGUGUCGACGGCCCCACACCACCACCCACACCUCCUACACCGCCCCUCGGCCGCUCCUUGCCUCCCUGGUGAUGCCCAAGGCCGCCUGUUUGCGUCUUGCCUGUGGCAUCCCCCUUGCCGCCGCCCACCUGCAGCUGCUUGCCGGCCGACCCUGCCACCGAUCCACUGCUGCUCCUGUCGUGGACGAGCAUGCUGGAGGAGCUGGACGAGUUGCCGUCGCCUGCGGACACGGCAUUGGGUGGCGGGGGGAUGACGGCCAUGGGUGGUGCUGUUGCACCGGUGGGCGGCACGGUGAGGGAUGGCGUGUGUGGUGGGGCGGGAGGAGCCAUAUGUGGUGGGCGGGGUGGCGGCCGAUGCAGCACACGGUGGCGCGGCACCUGGGCUGACGACUGGCUGGACAGAAAGCCCUGCAGACCCAAACCGACACCUAUGGAAACACACGAGAGAGGGAGCGAGGGGAAAGGCCGACACAAAUAGACAGACCUGGGCAUGUCAUGUGAGUGUGUCGGGUGAGGCAGGCAGGGAAGCAACCUUGAUGCAUCCAUUGGGUUCACCUACGUACCUGUCAUCAUGACUGACAUGCCCUCCUCCCCCUCCCGCUCGGCAGCCAUCUCCACCGGCACAGCGGCCGCCGGAACAGCCACCACCUCACCGCCAACCUGCACAAAUCAUCCAUCGGUCGAUUGUAAGUAACGAACACGGCACGGCACACACGAGCCACCCACACCACACCACACACGCCCUCCUUCCACGCCUCUGACGGCCCGUCUGUCUGUCUGUCUGUCUGUCAGUCUGUCUGCCGCCUUACGUACGUGCGGUUGUGUGUGUGGCGUGGGGUGAGGUGGCACGGCAGGCGGAGGAACCAUCGGCUGGGAAUCCAUAGGUACCGCUGCCUGCCUAUGGAUGCGCAACACACACCACCUGCAGCGCACGAGCAGCAGAAGCAAACGAUUGCAUUGCAUGCUGCAUUUCCUUACCGACAGGUGUGUGUGUGUGGUGUGACUGGCGAUGCUCGGUUGCUUGAUGUCAACGCAGGAUGGCACUCAGUGCAUAUGCUGAGUCACUCCUGACGCCUCAGCUAACGAGCACGGCCGACGAAGACGCAAGUCGAAAGCAAACCGAAAGCACAGCACAGCUUGGCUGUCACACAGAGAAAGCAUCAUGACGACGUCACUGAGGCCCUCUUCAACCACCAAACCUCGGGAUUUGCU